Molecule: messenger RNA, 1702 nt
Organism: Daldinia vernicosa
Lineage: Eukaryota; Fungi; Ascomycota; Sordariomycetes; Xylariales; Hypoxylaceae
Product: glycosyltransferase family 69 protein
Exons: 2
Coding region: 364-1623 (419 amino acids)
Source: RefSeq, a predicted model, not a curated record
UCAAAACCAAACCUCGACACCUUUUUAUUCGACGCCUUCACCUUGGCCUUAAACGCCGAGCAUCCCUAAGUAUAGUGUAUACGCGGCCCCUUGGCUUACAAUUCAGUUCCAUGGCAUUCCUAUGCGUUGCAGUUAUUUAUUCAUUUUAAUGUGGUAGCUGUACGGUAGCAGGGUAGGUAGUUGUCAAGAAUCCCAUCAUCUUCGCGUCUUGUCUACUUCAUCUAGAACCGGGGUUGGUUGUGACAGCUGUCGUUUCUUCAAUAAUGUUAUAACUUCCAAUUACUAGAUCCCUCCAGUCCUUCCUUUGCUCUAUUUCCUUUGUGCGCAGACAGUUCUCUGCCUCUCAAGGCAACUAUCUUCUAGAUGCUCAUCAAGUACCGCCGCUUUAGGCGUAACUACUUGCGCCCGCUCUUCUUCGUCCUAUUCUUCCUCUUCUCUAUCGACGCUAUAUCCCUAAUACGCCACCGUCCCAAUACUUACCGCGAGAACAUAAACGUCGAUCGUCGAUCUGACUCUUCUCUCCCGAGAAAUACCAGCGUAUUCAUCGCAUCGGUACACCGCAACACCGAACCGAUACUGCGAUCAACAUGGAACCAGGCGGUGUUGGAUUUAGUCGACUUCUUCGGUCCAGAAAACGUUUACUUCUCGGCUAUCGAAUCAGGAUCCCAAGAUGAAACGAAAGAGGCGUUGAUGGACUUGAAGGCGGCCCUUGAUCAGAGAUAUGUCUCCAAUACAAUCAGUUUGGGGAUGACGGUUUGGGAACAGUUGGAAGAAAUUGACACUCGACCGCCGCCGGACGCGCGGGAGCCCGGAUGGAUUUGGAAUGCUGCAGAAAGUCAAUUCGAACUGCGUAGGAUACCUUACCUUGCCAAAGUUCGAAACCAAGCAAUGGAACCGCUUAAGCAGCUGCAGAGUGAAGGAAGAGAGUUUGACAAGGUUCUCUGGCUGAACGAUGUUGUAUUUGACACCGAAGAUAUCGUCACACUGUUCAAUACUCGUGACAAUGACUAUGCCGCUGCAUGCGCUAUGGAUUACAAGGUAGCACCCUUAUACUACGACACCUUUGCCCUACGAGACGACCUAGGCCUAAAAACCAUGUCCCUUUAUUGGCCUUGGUUCCAAUCCCCUAUUGCGAGGGCGGCGGCUGAGCGCAAUGCGCCUAUUCGUGUAACCUCGUGCUGGAACGGGAUAGUAGUGUUCGACGCGGGACCCUUUUACGCCAACCCACCUUUACGAUUCCGCGGCAUUGAUGAUAGUCUAGCAGAUCUGCAUCUCGAAGGCUCGGAAUGCUGUUUAAUUCAUGCCGACAACUACCUCACGGCUGAGAAAGGCGUAUGGCUUAACCCAAAUGUUCGCGUUGCCUACGACGUCAAGGCAUAUAACCAGGUUAAGACGGAUCGAUUCCCCAAUCCUUUCUGGACGGUUGUAGGGGCGUGGGUUAAUCGACUGAAUAGCUGGCGCGUCGCCAUCCAAACUCGAUUGGAAACCCGAGUAGUGCAGACUAGAUUAGAACAAUGGAGGUCAGAAACCCCGAAUGGAGGCCCUCAACGGCACGAACCGGGAGAUGCGUGCCUUAUCAACGAAAUGCAGAUAAUGUGGUCAAACGGAUGGAUGCACUUGUAAAGUAGGUACCUAAUAGACCAAAAAACCGGUAUAGACAAAAAGACAUAUAGAAAAAUGCAUUGGGAUAUUAGACAUUGGA